Oncorhynchus nerka (sockeye salmon) is the source of this 8669-nucleotide messenger RNA. It is a transcript of the gene cemip2, whose product is annotated as cell migration inducing hyaluronidase 2. The coding region runs from base 225 to 4370 and encodes 1381 amino acids. NCBI's taxonomy places the organism in Eukaryota, Metazoa, Chordata, Actinopteri, Salmoniformes, Salmonidae. The record is from RefSeq and is a predicted model, not a curated record. The transcript is spliced from 24 exons.
CUCCUCACUUCCUCUCUCCAAACCGCGCCUGUGAAUGGGGCUGGCGGUAUACAGCCCCGAAAGAAUACACCAUGUAAAAGUAUAAAAAGUACACAGAACGCAAACUAUUGAUUUUUCUCAUUAUUAGUUCCGUUAGUCCACGCGUCGGGGGCAACGCUUGCAUUUCGGAAGAGAGCGUGAGUGAGGGCACAGAUUAAUCCCGUGCAAGGUAGCAGACAGAUACCAUGCAGAUAAGUGAUGGCCCCAGUUACUUCCCGGUCUUUGUGGCCCCGCCCAACGUUAACCACCGGUCGCCAGGAUUCGUCCCCGGCAGGGUCGUACCUGUCCACUCCCCACCUCCAACUAAGGCCCCACCCCCUCCCCCCCUGAAGCCCAUUGGCCCACCUCCUGAGCGCCGUGCGACCUUUAGCCUAUCAGAGAAUGGCCACCGCCUAGAGCGUGGUCAGAGGAAGAGGAAUACUUUAAUAUGCUUCGGUGUCUCAAUGGGGGCCUUCUUUUUCUCGAUCAUCCUCAUCCAGAGCCUCACCAGUGGAGACGUGUUGGAUGGGAACUGUCCAGACCACAGCACCUCCCUGAGCAGCUGGAACCCUGGUCACAACCCAGAGAAGGCCGUGGUCGUUCGGAGGGGAGAUCUGUUUCGAUUGGACUCUUCUGCCACCUUAUACUCCCUAACCAUCCAAUCAGGAGGCCGAGUGGUCUUUGCAGACAAUGCUGAGGGCUCCAAAAACAUCACUCUCAGAACGCGCCAUGUGCUGAUUGAAGACGGGGGUUCGCUGCACAUCGGUGCCCCCAAAUGCCGCUACCGCUCCAAGGCCACAAUCGCCCUGCUGGGCCGUUCAGACGAAAAGGCAGUCGCGGAAGUACCAGAAUUGGGCCGGAAGUUCAUUGGGGUGCGUGGUGGUGCAACCCUGGAGAUUCACGGGACAGAAAGGCUGUCGUGGACCCUCCUGACCCGCAGCGUCUCCUCCUCAGGUCUAGCCAUGGGGGGCUAUGCCUUCCAGCGCAACUUUAGCCGUGGAAUCAACCUGCGUGUGGUGGACCAGGACACGGCCAGUGUGCUGUUCAGCGAGCGCUACGACACGCACGAGUCACGCAACGAUAGCCAGCGGCUCACACAGCUGCUCCGGUCGCUGCCUGCGAGGCGCAUCGUCACGCUGGCCGUGGGAGACUCGGCUGUCAAGAGCCUGCUGGACGAGACCAAGAGAACCAUCCAGAGCCUGCUUGGUAGUACAUACGUCCAUGACCUCAAAUACAGGCAGGCCUGGGCCUUGGUAUCUGUGAUUGGUGGAGGGAACGGCUCGUGUUCAGAAGCCGUGCGGGAACAUGAGAACCAUGACACAGGAGGGAAGGCGCUGGCCCACCAGAACUUCACCACUGUGGACGGGGUCGGCUUCUCUGUCACAGCCUACAGCGAAUGGAAGAACGGUUUUCCCAUAUCUGGCUUCCAGGUUGAUGCUGUGGACCAGGUUGUCCUGAACCUGCAAGAUGAUGUAAGCACUUGGCAACCUGGGAACCAGGUUGUGGUUGCCAGUACUGACUACUCCAUGCAUCAGGCAGAGGAGUUUACCCUCCUCCCAUGCCCGAGCUGCACCAGCAGACAGGUCAGAGUUCAAGGGAGGCCCCAGUUUGGCCAUGUGGGGGAGAUUGUGGACGGGGUGGACAUGCGGGCAGAGGUAGCAAUGCUCAGCAGGAACAUACUCAUCUAUGGGGAGAUGGAAAACGCCUGCUAUGGAAACAACUGGUGCCAGUUCUUUGACCACGACACGUACGGCGGACACAUUAAGAUAUUUGGGAAUUUUACCUCGGUGCACCUGUCCCACGUGGAGUUGAGGAACAUGGGGCAGCAGAAGAAGGGCCGCUACCCAGUCCACUUCCACCGCUGUGGGGACGUGGACGGACGAGGGGGCUACCGGGAACCAACCUACGUGGACGGCCUUUCCAUCCACCACUCUUUCUCCCGCUGCAUUACCAUCCACGCCACCAACGGCCUGCUGGUGAAGGACACCGUAGGCUAUGACACCCUGGGUCACUGUUUCUUCCUGGAGGAUGGGAUAGAGCAGAGGAACACGUUCUUCCACAACCUGGGUUUGGUGACCCGACCGGGAACGCUCCUGCCCACCGAUCGCAAUGAGACCAUGUGCACCAGCAUCCGAGACAAAGUGUACAAGAACUACACCCCUUCACCGAGCAUGGAGUGCAAGGCAGUGUCUACGUUUUGGAUCGCCAACCCCAAUAAUAACCUCAUAAGCAACGCUGCUGCUGGCUCCCAGGAUGCUGGGAUAUGGUAUGUGUUCCACAGCUCUUCCACAGGGGACUCUCAUGGGCUGGUUCCAGAGACCCGGGCAGAGCUGACCCCUCUGGGGAUCUUCUACAACAACCGGGUGCACUCCAACUUUAAGGCUGGGCUCUUCAUUGAUAAAGGUGUAAAGACCACCAACGCAAGUGCUGCAGACCCCCGGGAGUACCUAUGUCUGGACAACAAUGCCAGGUUCCGUCCACAUGAGAAUGCAGACCCAAACCGGCCGCGGGUGGCUGCUCUCAUCGACACACUCAUCGCCUUCAAGAACAAUGACCUCGGAGCCUGGAUACGUGGCGGUGACAUCACCAUUCAGAACUCUGGAUUUGCAGACAAUGGGGUGGGACUCUCCUUUGCGAGUGACGGUAGCUACCCUAAGGAUGAGGGCUCCAGUCAGGAGGUGACCCAGUCUCUGUUUGUGGGAGAAAGCCGCAACCGCGGCUCCAACGGAGGCCAGAACAAGUACUGGGGCCAGGGAGGAGCAGAUGGCAAGAUGAGGACACUGCCCAGGAACAGGACAUUCCCGAUCCGUGGCUUCCAGAUCUACGAUGGUCCUGUUCGGCUCACCCAGAGCACUUUCCGAAAUUAUGUCCCGACGACGGAGCGCUUCGCCAGUGCAGUGGGCUUCAACCUGAAGAACACCUGGCAGCUCACGCCCCGCAACAACCUGUCCAAGCUCAGCUUCCGGCCCAAUGUUAGUCUGAGAGUGUUCUUCGGGCAUCCGGGCCAGUGGUUCGAGGAGAAUGAUCUGGACGGGGAUAAGAACUCCAUCUUCCAUGACGUGGACGGCUCUGUGACGGGCUACAGGGACGUGUAUGUGGGCAGAGCAGACAACUACCUGAUCCGUCACCCCGACUGUGUCAACAUCACCCAGUGGAACGGGUUGGUCUGCAGUGGCACCUACUCUCAGGUGUAUAUCCAGACCCAGGGAGCUCCCAGCCUCAGUCUGUCCAUCAGUAGAGAUGAGUAUCCUGAGGCUCCCCUGGUGCUGAGAGGUAUCAACAGCCAGCGGGCGCUGUCCCAGCAGUACCAGCCUAUCCUCAUGAUGAGCAAGAGCUACACCCUGCACUGGGACGGCCCGGCUCCCAGAGAGAUUGUCCUCUCCCUCAUCAACUUCAACCAAGGUGACUGGGUGCUGGUGGGCCUCUGCUACCCGCCUGAUACCACCUUCCAGGUUAUGGCUGACAUCAACGAUCGCCAGAGCAACACCUUCAAUGACAUCACCGACUACGGGCCCUUGGACUCCCUCGCCGAGCUGGAGAAGAAGCCGCUGGAGAGGAAGUACUUCUUUGACCACAGUGUGGGAUUGCUGUGGCUGUAUUUGCAGGCGAGGCAGAGACGCGACGGCCACAGCUACUGCUCGGUUAAGGGCUGCGAGAGGGUGAAAGUGAUGGCCACCACGUCGUCCUCCAAACUGACCUGUAACUGCACGGCCAAGGCAUACCCCAAAUACACCAAGGCCCCCUCGGCAGUGGUCCCCAUGCCCACCCUCAGCACUCAACCUUGCAGGGACUGUGGAGCCUCCCAGCUGGUGUUUUCCAGUGACCCGUGGAACGCCUACCUCCAAACUCAGAUCAAGUCUCUCAGCAGCAAGGAGCAGCAUAGUGGAGACACACAGUCCUUCAUCACUGUGAACCGUGAGACGUUCUCCUUCACACAGCCAGGCUUCUUCCUGGUCUCUGUGGACGCCUGCUCUGGAAAAGUCACAAAGAAGUCAUCUUUCUCCAAAAUGGACUCUAAAAUGGAGCAGUAUUUUAAAACUGGAAUACCAAAGAGGUCAAUAGUGCUCCUGGGAACGCGAGGGCAGCCUGAUGGCUUAGCCGGUGUUGCACCGUAUCUGGUCCCCCUGGGCAUGACCAAGGCAGCAGAUCUGCAGAGUAAAGAGAGCCUGGUGUUUUGGGGGUUCCAGGGUGGCUCUUCCCCCCCUCCGUGGGCCUCUAUCCUAGCUGGGCAGGGUGAGGAGGGGCUGGGGCUGCAGGAGCGCUACCUCCCCCUGGGCCUGGAGGCAUACGGCUGCACACAGACCAGCACUCGCAGAGACAUGGAGCUACUUAGGACCGCCACAGGACCAUAGUGACCAAUGAGAACACAACUUACACAAAACACAAUCAACCAGCGAAUGAAUGUGAACUUCUAUUAUUUAUUAUUUUAUUGGCAAAGAUGUUUACUCAUUUGUGUGUGUGUGUGUGUGUGUGUGUGUGUGUGUGUGUGUGUGUGUGCUCACAUGCCUGCCUGGGUGUGGUGUAGUGGGAUGUAUGUGUGGGGCAUGGGGAGGGUCUGUAGAUGCAUGAAAAUAUGCACUUUCCUAGUCACAUGAUUUGCAAUAUCAGCCAGUCAUCUCACUGAGCCAUGAAUUCAUAUUCAGCCUUCAAUGAAAACAACCAAAAAGAUGCUGCACAUCUGCCAUAUUUCAACAAAUUAGACUGUAAACAGGAAAUCAAUGGGGGGUGGAAAGCAGAUGAACAAAGUAACCACAUCAAACUGGUGUGGUCUAUCACUCCUAUCCUGUUCCCCCUGGUGGGUCUCUGUCUCAGGCCAGUCUUUGACCGGUCUGCUGCUCACCACAUCCAUAGACCAAACGCAUCAUUAAGAAGAGGACUGACAAAGCAAACCAAAGGAAAAACACUCAUUAUUCCACCUUUGUCCCCCCCGUCUGUUUCCUUGCACGCACCUGGGGGAGAGUUUUGUUCAGCUACUAGAUCUGUUGAAAUGGGAUUUUACUAAACAAAUCAUCUAAGUGUAUUAGAAUGAAAAUAUUUUCUAUGGGAUUACAUUGAGACUGUUGCAUUUUCAACAACUGUUUUUUUCCCCCCCAAGGAUGUGUCCUUUUUUGUAAGAUAUUUAUUUGAUCUCUAGACAGUGACACUUUCCCCAGGGCUGGCUACGCGUGUAGCGGAGAUGGGUUGUUUCUCUUCUUUUCCUUCUCAUUAUCUCACCAUUGAAACGGUGUUUCCAACUCAUUUACCUUUUAGGAUGGUUAUGUGCACUCCCCUGCGUAUUUAUUUGGACUGUGAUGCUAAAAUGUUUCAUUUGGCUUUAUACUCCAUUUUGGAUUUGAGAUCAAAUGUGUUAUGAGGCAACAGUACAGAAUGUCACCUUUUAUUUUAGGGUAUUUCCAUACGUCUGUUAUGAGGUUUAGAAAUGUAUGCUCUUUAUGUACAAUAUCUAGUCCCCACCCAUUUGAAGGUGGAUAAGUAUUUGGACAAAUUCACUUGUAGUGUAUUAAAUUUAGUCGAUAACGUUUAGUAUUUGGUCUCAUUCAUACAGUAGCACGCAAUGACUACAUCAUUGUGACUACACACUUGUUGGAUGCAUUUGCAAUUUGUUUUGGAUUAUGUUGUGCCCAGUAGAAACAAAUUUUAAGUAAUGUGUUGUCAUUUUGGAGUCACUUUUAUUCUAAAUUAGAGGUCGACCGAUUACGAUUUUUUCAACGCCGAUACCGAUUAUUGGAGGACCAAAAAAAGCCGAUACCGAUUAAUCGGACAAUUUUUUUAUUUAUUUGUAAUAAUGACAAUUACAACAAUACUGAAUGACCACUUAUUUUAACUUAAUAUAAUACAUAAAUAAAAUCAAUUUAGCCUCAAGUAAAUAAUGAAACAUGUUCAAUUUGGUUUAAAUAAUGCAAAAAAAAAGUGUUGGAGAAGAAAGUAAAAGUGCAAUAUGUGCUAUGUAAGAAAGCCAAUGUUUCAGUUCCUUGCUCAGAACAUGAGACCAUAUGAAAGCUGGUGGUUCCUUUUAACACGAGUCUUCAAUAUUCCCAGGUAAGAAGUUUUAGGUUGUAGUUAUUAUAGGAAUUAUAGGACUAUUUCCCUCUAUACCAUUUGUAUUUCAUUAACCUUUGACUAUUGGAUGUUCUUAUAGGCACUUUAGUGUUGCCAGUGUAACAGUAUAGCUUCCGUCCCUCUCCUCGCUCCUCCCUGGGCUCGAACCAGCAACACAACGACAACAGCCACCAUCGAAGCAGCGUUACCCAUGCAGAGCAAGGGGAACAACUACUAGAAGGCUCAGAGCAAGUGACGUUUGAAACGCUAUUAGCUCGCGCUAACUAGCUAGCCAUUUCACUUCGGUUACACCAGCCUCAUCUCGGGAGUUGAUAGGCUUGAAGUCAUAAACAGCGCAAUGCUUGACACACAACGAAGAGCUGCUGGCAAAAUGCACGAAAGUGCUGUUUGAAUGAAUGUUUACGCGCCUGCUUCUGCCUACCACCACUCAGUCAGAUACUUAGAUACUUGUAUGCUCAGUCAGAUUAUAUGCAACGCAGGACACGCUAGAUAAUAUCUAGUAAUAUCAUCAACCAUGUGUAGUUAACUAGUGAUUAUGAUUGAUUGUUUUUUAUAAGAUAAGUUUAAUGCUAGCUAGCAACUUACCUUGGCUUACUGCAUUCGCGUAACAGGCAGUCAGUCUCCUUGUGGAGUGCAACGAGAGAGAGGCAGGUCGUUAUUGCGUUGGACUAGUUAACUGUAAGGUUGCAAGAUUGGAUCCCCCGUGCUGACAAGGUGGAAAUCUGUCGUUCUGCCCCUGAACAAGGCAGUUAACCCACCGUUCUUAGGCCGUCAUUGAAAAUAAGAAUGUGUUCUUAACUGACUUGCCUAGUUUUUUUUUUUUUUAUGUAAAUCGUCGCCCAAAAAUAACGAUUUCCGAUUGUUAAAACUUGAAAUCGGCCCUAAUUAAUCGGCAAUUCUGAUUAUGAGUCGGCAAUUCUGAUUCUGAGUAGAAGGUUAGCAAUUUUUGGGGGUAUGACAUGUACGCCUUUAACUUUCUCACUCAUCAUUAUUCAUGAUUCAUUCAUGAUUGUCCGUAAACAUGGUAGCAUCCAAGUGUUGAGAUAAUAUUAUAUUUUGAAUUACAAUAAACGUGACUCAAAUGACAGAAUACAAUAUUUACCAUUUGUUUCUAGUGGGCAGAACAUAAUCCGAAACACAACCAAAACAAACUGCGAAUGCAUCCAACAAGUUUGUAGAGUCGCAGGCUUGACGUAAACAUUGCAUGAUAGGAAUAUGGGACCAAAUCCCAAAUGAUUGACUACAUGUAAUGCACUAAGUGAAUUGUCCAAAUGCUUAUGACACCUUUCAAUGGGGGGACUAGAUGCAUAAAUUGCAUUCAGUUCUAAACAGUAAAGCAUGUAUGAAAAUACCCUCACAUAAAAGGUGGCAUUCUGUACUGUAUCGUGAAAUAAAACAUUUGAUCUCAAAUCCAAAAUGCUGGAGUAUAAAGACACAUUUUAAGUUUUACCUUCCCUGUCCAAAUAAAUAUCUAUGGGAAUGUGUUGUUUAUUAUGUAUCAAUGCCUAAAGUAUGUGUUUUACAGGAGUCUGAGGGACAUUUUACAAGGUAAACAUUGCCUUAUAACGAACAGACUAGUAGUCCAUACCAAAACCAAUGCUUACUGUACCUCUCAGGUCUCCGUAGGUGAUUUGAGCAGGGCUACCCACUGUGGCAGUGAUUAGUGACUUUCUGGAUGUGAUUGGGAGUAUUCUUUUUAGCUGGUGAGCCAGAUUUCACAAAUAAAUUGUAGAAAAUGCCUACUUGUUACCCCGGGAAAACUAAAUGAAUGCAGCCAUUGUGAGCGAUUCUCUGUGAUGGAGAAGGACCUGCUUUUUAACCAUUGUUAUGUUGUAAAUAUUUGUUUUUCUUGUGCCCCCCCCCCAAGAUGCACAAACCAAGAUUGAGCUCUUUUAAUACAAUUAUGUUGGUGGUGUGGAUGAAAAUAUUGAGAGGUUGUCAAUGGUGAGUGUGUGUACACAGUGUGAGAGAGUGCCUUUCAAGUUGAUGUUAGUUGUAUUUGACAUUUGACAUGUUGAUUCACUACUCAUGUUGAUUCACUACUCUUCAAUCAAACCUUUUAUAUUUGACAUUUCACAUCAUUGCUCUUCUGAAAUUGGGGAGUUGAUAACCAUUUAUACUUGUAUGAUGGUGUUCUGUCAUCGUUGUUCAUGAUCUUAUUUUAGCUGAUGUAUUCAACAAAAUCAAGGAUGCCUCUUCAAUGACAAAAUGUUAUGCACCAAGGAAUCCGAUUACUGUAUAGAGUACACUUAGGUUAAAGAUGGCACAAAGAAAAGGUUAGGCAGGGAGACUACCAAGAACUGUGUAUUUCUGUAAAGAUGUGUUGCUUGACAAGCCUACUACUUGGGGGCAGGCUUUUUACAAUUGUUAGGAAGUCCUACAUAUGCCCAUGCCAUCACCCCCCCCCCCCCCAAAAAAAAAACAAAUAGCAUAUGAACAUGUCAUAAGCCAUUGCAAAAUGUGUAGAAUUUCAGAAAAUUUGUUUUAAAAAUGUUGUCUCAGGCUCAUGGCAAAAUGUACAGAAUAUCUGAAAAAUUGGUAGCACUUAAUAAUAACUCCAAGCAAUAAAGCAUUUAUAAUGGAUUAGAAAA